AUAAUACUAUACCUGAUCGCACAUCAGAACCGUCGUCAGCGUUCAGUAGCGGUAGUGCAGCGACAGCGAUCGAAACGAUUUUCCUGGAGAGAAGUUUCCUGAACAUAUAUCAUAGUCUCUCCACUUAAAGUCGACUACAGAGUUUUUCUUAUACACACCAUUAUCCCUAGAAAAUUACUACUUUUACAAAGAUGUCUCAUAUCAAUAAUUUCAAGUCGAUGUUGACAAUUGCCGUGGUUGUCGGUGUAGCGUUUGCUGCUCCCAAUAAAGACAAAUCUGAACUGAGUAACGAAAUUGCCCAAUCCGGAUCGUUCAUUACCAAGAACGGUGACUCUGUGUCUGCAUCCUUCGGAGGUUUCCACGCAGCUGCUUCUCUGGCCGACGAUGGUAGUGCUAUGGCUUCCGCCGGUGGCAACGGCCUUGGUGCCAGUAGCGGGUACGGUGCGGGAGGUGCCGGAGCUGGAGCCGGAUUCAUCGGCGUUAACGAAUUCGUGUCUACCGGAAUGCCAAUGAAACCAGCUACCGGAGGAUACGGUAACAGUGGAAAACCCGAAGGGCCAUACUACCCAGGAGGAGCUGGAGCUGGAAUCGGCGGAAACGGUAGCGGUGGUUUAUUCGACAGGAUUUUCGCCAUUCCCAUCAAUGUAUUACAGUCCGUCAAUACGUACUUAAACCAGAAACAAAUUCAUCAAGGACAACCAGGAGUCGUGGUUCACGGUCACCACCAGAACAACGGUGUUGCCUCCGCCUCAGCAUCUGCUGUUGCUGGCAGUGCCGCGUACGGCAACUCUGACAAAGCUCCAUUAGCGUCUGUCAGUUCCGACUACGGACACGAGUCUGCUGGAGCCUCCGGAAACGGAAAAGCCGGUGCUUCAAUGAUGGUACAGACAAAAACAAAUUACGAUGAAAUAUUCAACAUCCCGAUCACAGCAUUGAGGUCCGUCCAGAACUUGUUGAACGGUUAACUCGUUGCAGUUACUGAAGCAUGAUGGUGGUGGUUGAAAUGAUGUUGAAAAACUAUGUCAUAUAUAACAGCGGUGUACACUGAAGUAGGCCCUCAACAAUGCAACCACACACACAACACGCACCCACAUUUAGUCUUCAUCGUUAGAACAUUGUAAUUUGUAAUAUCAUUAUAAGUGUGUAACGUUUAGUCUAUAUGUAGCUUUGUACCGUGUGUACGUACUAUUUUUAUAUUUAUUAUUAUUAUUUUUUUUUGGUAUAUAAGUAUUGUAUACUAUGUGGAGUACAUUUUUUGAAACGUCAGACUCCUGCGUAACACAUUACCAUGUCUUGUAUUAAAUAAACCACUCCAUAUAAUAUAUAUACAUAUAUUUCUAUAUAAUAUAACAUACUAUUGUAAUAGUAUAAAUAGUAAUAUUUUUCUUUUAUUCAUACUACAACAUUGAUUAUUCAUUAUGUAUGCGUGUGAGGUACUGUGAAAUAUUAUUAAUGUAAUUUAGUAAUAGUAAUACGUACGCAUGUAUAUUACGCAGUAUGUACCUACCGCUGUCUAACUUUUGUAUUCAUUUUUUUUUUUAUUAUUAUUUUUUUUUAUUUAUACAUAUUUUUUAAAUAAUCAUUGAAUAAAAAUAUGGUUUUAAUUUA
Messenger RNA from Metopolophium dirhodum (rose-grain aphid), 1608 nucleotides. RefSeq lists its product as uncharacterized. The transcript is spliced from 6 exons. The record is from RefSeq and is a predicted model, not a curated record. Lineage: Eukaryota; Metazoa; Arthropoda; Insecta; Hemiptera; Aphididae. Bases 192 to 965 code for a protein of 257 amino acids.